AUGCUCCAUCGCAAGCAAUUAGGAAAAACAGAUGUCGUUUUUGUGUCCUUAUAUGGUAAUCAUGGCUUUGAAGCUCUUAGAACGUUGGUGGUGGGCUCAACAUUGUCUGUCAGGAUUCCUACUACUUGGGAUAACAAGUUAUACCAGGUUUGCAACACUAGCUUUGACGGUUUGAUAUGCCUCUACGAUCUCUAUGGUCCUAGUAUUGUGGUCAAUCCCACCACUCGUUGGCAUCGAACUAUUUCUCCAUGCAACUAUCAAAUUGCGUCUUUUGAUAGAAUCAUACAAUGGCAUGCAUCACCUUCUCCUGGAUUUGGUAAAGACAAGAUCAAUGGGACAAACAAACCAGUCUGGUUAUACAAUUCUGCUGAAAUAGGUCUAAAAGAACAAAAGCACUACUACUUGUGA
Messenger RNA from Eruca vesicaria subsp. sativa (arugula), 408 nucleotides. Lineage: Eukaryota; Viridiplantae; Streptophyta; Magnoliopsida; Brassicales; Brassicaceae. The record is from the annotation of a GenBank genome assembly.